Messenger RNA from Diaporthe citri, 1440 nucleotides. RefSeq lists its product as uncharacterized. NCBI's taxonomy places the organism in Eukaryota, Fungi, Ascomycota, Sordariomycetes, Diaporthales, Diaporthaceae. Bases 1 to 1440 code for a protein of 479 amino acids. The record is from RefSeq and is a predicted model, not a curated record. The transcript is spliced from 4 exons. Gene Ontology annotation, biological process: vacuole fusion, non-autophagic; polyphosphate metabolic process; microautophagy. Gene Ontology annotation, cellular component: vacuolar transporter chaperone complex; fungal-type vacuole membrane.
AUGAAGUACGGCCAGAACUUCGAGAAGGAAUCAGUACCAGAAUGGAGCCUCCAUAACAUCGACUACAAUUCCCUGAAGCACUUCAUCAAGGCCAACACCACCAGGGACCAGGCCAAGGCAAUAGCGAUACCCGGCCAACCCGACACCCACCUUGCCAAGGUCGAAGACGAGCUCUACAACGAACUAUGCGCCCAACAUGACAGCGCCGGGCUCUUCGUCUCCGCCAAGGCCGACGAGAUAACACGCCGACUACAGCACCUGUCCAGCCAGGUCCAACGGCUCAUUGCACGAUGCAACGACGAGGACCCCGAGCGAAUUCCACGCAAAAGGCAGCGCAGGUUUAUUAAGCUCGAACGUGAUGUUCUCAAGUGCGGCAACGAUAUACAGGAUCUUCGGCGCUUCGUCAGCGCGCAGUCCAUUGCCUUCCGAAAGAUCCUGAAGAAAUACAGGAGUUUUACUCGGAGGGACUUCCACCCCCUGCAACAGGCAUAUGACGAGCUGCUCUCGAUCAUCCAGGCAUCAUCACCCGCGCAGAGUUACCCUCAGUCCCCGGGCACCGACGGCGAGUCCUCUAAUUCCGGGGCACCAGAGAACCCACGGCAGUCCCUGCGGCGAGUGACUAUCCACGCCGGACCACCCGAAACUCGCACAUUCAACUCUUUGAAUCGACAAGCCGGGUAUUGGAACGAAUAUGAGAACGGAAGUGAAAACGGAGAUGCGGGCGACGAAUACGUGAUAUAUAUCAACCCUGACGAAGAGACCGACUACGGCGCGGAUCUGAAGGCCCUGGUCAAUGCCAUUGCUGCACCAUUCUCUAAAGCCCGCUCCUGGGUCAAGGUUCGGGGGCGGGAGCGUCAGUCUCUUCUGGGAAGACAGAGCAGCGGCGCCAGCUACGGCGCCACCGAUAGCAACAACUCUCCGCCUCAGGAUGGCUACUUCGCGAGCCACGCAGCUCGGCAGCUCCAGAGCAGUGGGAGUGAUUCCCACACCGCGGUUGCGACCGAUGGCGAGGACGACGCCGACGCCGAUCUCGAUCUCGAGGCAGAUAUUGGGUACGCGAGCUCUGAGGAAUUCCCAGCCGGGUAUGAGACCCACUGGGCGACGCUGCCGUCCGUCAGCGACCAGCGCAUGGCCAUGUACAAGGAUCGGGUCAUGUUCAUGGUCACCAGCGGCUUGUACGCCAUGUCGUUCCUGCUGCUGGGCAUCUCGACCGUCCUCAUGCUCACCGGGCGUCACAAGCUGCGCGUCGAGGUCGAUGCGGGCGUGACGAUAGGCAGCGUUGUUUCCAUGGGCUGCGCGUGCACCGCGCUGGCUCUGACCACCGCACGGUGGGACUUGUUGGGCGUCGGCAACAAGGUGGUUGUGUCGGUCACGUUCGCGACGAUUUGUGUCCUCAACGGGAUGUUGCUCAUCCUGGUCAUGGGGAAUACUGCGCUGUGA